GUCUUAUGGUUGAUAGUAACUUACUAUUACAAAAAGAUAUCAAGCAUCAAAGGAUAAGUUUGUAAAUAAAAAUAAAUUUAUAUUUUUAUUGAAAUUUAACUUUCGUUAAAAAAUUAGGAUAUGGGUGAACGAUAUAAUAUUCAUAGUCAGUUAGAACAUUUGCAAUCGAAGUAUAUUGGCACAGGCCAUGCAGACACAACUAAAUUUGAAUGGCUUGUAAAUCAACAUCGUGAUUCUUGCAGUUCUUAUAUGGGUCAUUAUGAUCUGCUAAAUUUUUUCGCUAUCGCAGAAAAUGAAGCAAAAGCUCGUGUCCGGUUUAAUCUCAUGGAAAAAAUGUUACAACCUUGCGGUCCACCACCAGAAAAACCAGAAGAUUAAAUAUUUCAAUGAACAACGUGUUUAUUCGAAAAUAAAUUAUUUAGUAAAAUUAGUAUAAUAUUAUAAAAUUUAUAAGAAUA
Molecule: messenger RNA, 458 nt
Organism: Apis laboriosa (Himalayan honeybee)
Lineage: Eukaryota; Metazoa; Arthropoda; Insecta; Hymenoptera; Apidae
Gene: Sf3b5
Product: splicing factor 3B subunit 5
Exons: 2
Coding region: 121-378 (85 amino acids)
Biological process (GO): mRNA splicing, via spliceosome
Cellular component (GO): U2 snRNP; precatalytic spliceosome
Source: RefSeq, a predicted model, not a curated record